This is a messenger RNA of Stomoxys calcitrans (stable fly), 2307 nucleotides long. Its product is annotated as protein ST7 homolog. The record is from RefSeq and is a predicted model, not a curated record. Gene Ontology annotation, molecular function: protein binding. Bases 450 to 2033 code for a protein of 527 amino acids. NCBI's taxonomy places the organism in Eukaryota, Metazoa, Arthropoda, Insecta, Diptera, Muscidae. The transcript is spliced from 3 exons.
UUCAAAUAUCGCCUAAUCGGACUCAUUAAUGUUUUGGUACCAAGUGCUGAAAUUUUGCAAAAUAAAUAAUUUUAUUAACAAACAAUUGUUAAAUUGAGUUGGAAAUAAAAAUAAUAAAACGUAGUUACAUUAAGCGGCUAACCACUUUAUAACCACAGACAUGGAUUAAAUCUAAACGAAGCCAGAAACGGGAAAACAUCCAGAGUAGAGAAAAAAAAACCUAAAAAAUCAUCAACAGCACAGCAGGAGCGAGAAGAAGAAGAGACACAUAAGCAAAGAAAAAGUUGCAAGAGGAAAAAAGUAUAUCCUGGAAACAAAAUACAACCAUAAAAAUUUGCUUUUAACAGUGGAUUAGAUGUCAUUGUGCCAUAGUUGGUGGGAAAAUAAAACCGAAAUUGGCAACAAUUGAAAAAUUCCAACAACAGAACUCUAUCAACAACAACGGCGUCAUGUGGGACUCCUCGUCGAUGUUCCUUUCCACUUUGACGCCUAAAUUUUAUGUUGCUUUGACGGGGACUUCCAGUCUGAUUUCAGGUUUAAUACUGAUUUUCGAGUGGUGGUAUUUUCGCAAGUACGGCACAUCAUUUAUAGAGCAAGUAUCAAUCAAUCACAUUAGUCCUUGGAUUAAUGGCAGUGAUUCUGCAGCUGAUUCUAACGGCAAUACUAGCGGCGCAGGAGCAGGCACAGGUGGCAAUUCCAACACUGGCAGUACUUCAAACGGCGGCGGUACAUCGAGCAGUGGCCAACAAAUGCCCGAAUGUAAGGUAUGGCGUAAUCCGCUGAAUCUAUUUCGUGGUGCCGAAUACCAGCGUUUCUUUUGGGCUACAAGCAAGGAGCCCUUGACAUAUUAUGACAUGAAUUUAUCGGCCCAAGAUCAUCAGACAUUUUUCACGUGUGAAGGUGAUGCGCGUAAAGAGGAAUAUGAGAUAAUGCAAACGGCAUGGCGUGAGCGUAAUCCAGUGCAACGUAUUAAAUCUGCCCAUAAUGCUAUAGAGAUUAAUCCAGAAUGCGCUCCGGCCUAUAUACUUUUGGCAGAAGAGGAAGCCACAACCAUUGUUGAAGCAGAGAGGAUUUUGCGCACCGCCCUAAAGGUGGCCGAACAAAAUUAUCGUAAAUCUCAAGCCACCCAGCACCAGGGUCCCGUUGCUGAAGGUAUACAUCGUCGCGACACAAAUGUUCUCAUUUAUAUAAGACGUCGUUUGGCCAUGUGUGCUCGCAAGCUGGGCAAAUUGAAGGAGGCAGCGAAAAUGUUUCGCGAUUUAACAAAAGAAAUUCCCUCUAUUAUGAAUGUUUUGAACAUCCAUGAGAAUCUCAUUGAAACUUUGUUGGAGAUGCAGGCGUAUGCUGAUUGCCAAGCAGUGUUAGCAAAAUACGAUGACAUCUCCUUGCCCAAAUCGGCUACCAUAUGUUAUACAGCGGCGUUGCUAAAAGCCAGAGCUGUGGCUGAUAAAUUUUCUCCGGAUAUAGCAUCGAAACGUGGUCUAAGUCCUGCGGAAAUGUGUGCUGUAGAGGCAAUACAUCGAGCUGUGGAAUUUAAUCCGCACGUGCCGAAAUAUCUGCUUGAAACUAAACCUCUUAUCCUGCCUCCCGAGCACAUACUAAAGCGUGGUGAUUCCGAAGCCUUGGCCUAUGCUUUCUUUCACCUAAAACACUGGAAGAACAUUGAUGGUGCAUUAAAUCUGCUGCACUGCACCUGGGAGGGUACAUUCCGCAUGUUACCCUAUCCUUUGGAACGUGGCCAUCUAUUCUAUCCAUAUCCCACAUGUACAGAGUGUGCAGAUCGCGAGUUAUUGCCGGCAUUCCAUGAAGUAUCCGUCUACCCAAAAAAAGAGCUACCUUUCUUUAUACUCUUCACAGCGGGCCUGUGCUCCUUUACCGCUUUGUUGGCUCUACUGACACAUCAGUAUCCAGAGCCAAUGGGUUUGUUGGCUCAAACAGUACUUACCUGGAUAUCGUAUCCCUUUCAAUUGCUCAAGGAACGCAUUGAAGCAUUUUGGCCUUGUAAUCUUUUACAACAUAUAUCAAGAGUUUAAACUACUCAAUUACACACAAAAAAAAAGAAACAAAAGCAAAAAAAAAAUAUUCAUAUACACCACAAAAACACUUACUUUUGGUUGCUUUGUUAAGCAAUAUCAAAGAAGUGCAAAUGAUUAUAAUGAUGUCCACCUACAUACACAUACAUACACAUUUUGUUUUCGCACAAAUUUCUCUCUGUGUAAAUUUGGCUAACUUUUCAGGGCCAAGGAUAAAAAGAAAUUACUAUUACAGGUACAAGUCAGUUGUUAGAUCCUUAUAUUUUGAAAUUAU